This is a messenger RNA of Fusarium subglutinans, 1158 nucleotides long. RefSeq lists its product as uncharacterized. NCBI's taxonomy places the organism in Eukaryota, Fungi, Ascomycota, Sordariomycetes, Hypocreales, Nectriaceae. The record is from RefSeq and is a predicted model, not a curated record. The transcript has 3 exons. The coding region runs from base 1 to 1158 and encodes 385 amino acids.
AUGAUUGCCAAGAAUCUUGUUUUCGCUGUGCUAGCGACUCAUGCUGCUGCUGGGCCUUGUAAGCCUGGUGGGGUUUCGUCCAACACGUUGUCCGCCAGUGCUUCCGAAACAAGCAUCUUGGAUUCAGUGAUCACAACCACUUCUGAACAAGCCACGACUACAACAAAGGCAGCUGCCACUACGACAAGCGCAUCCGUACCCGCUGGAGAGGCUAUUAUCCUCCAGGUCAACCCUCGGCGUCGGCUGUCGAAGCGAGACACAUCGUUCGUGGGUAGCAACAACCCGACCGAAUGCACCUUUGCCUCAGUCUUUCACCUUGACGAGGGAAAGCUUUUAGAGAACGGAGUUCCUAUUUACUUUGCUGGCAAUGGCUUCCAGGAACUUGCUGCUCAUGGCGAACCACCAGCUGAUGCUGUCACGACGACAUUCUCAAUUAGCGGGGGCCGUCUUUCAUGGACGGAUUCGUCGUUUGGCGAGGCUGGGUUCUGUCAGACUGAAUCUGAUGGACAGGUGUACAUCACCUUUGGUUCAGAGCCUACUGGCUGUGAAACUGUUACUCUUAUGGCUUAUAACGAGGAGCAAUGCCAGAACGGACAGAUCAUCGGAGUCGAGACGUCCAGUGCCGAAACAACCACUGUAGCAGAGACGACUGCCUCGUCCGAUGCUGUCCAGCCCACCACUUCUUCCGACGCCUGUUUUGUCGGUAUUGAUGGUUUGAACGGCGAGCCUCCACGGGAGAGCCGUCUAGCUGACUGUUCGAGACUGAACACGGUCACAGUUAGCCCAUACCCCGAAACUUCAACCGUAUUCAAGCGCGAAGUUGCGUUUCGCAUUCCAACAGCCUUCCCGACCUGGCGACCUGCGAUGAACACGCUUGCAGCCCGCGCAGAAGGAGAACCAACUGCCACUACCAUCCAGCCAACUGAGAUCCCUGUCUACGCUACCAACUGCGACUCGCCCGAGGAAUACUACGCGGCUUGCUCUGAGGCCGGGAUCACUGCGUUCACGACUACUCUUCCUACGACGACUACUUCAACAUCGACUACUAUUAGCGACUGUCCUGCGAAGCGACUCGUGAGGAGAGCGGGUGAGCAUAUGGGGUAUGAGUUUGAGGAUAACUGGGAUGCCCAUAUCAUGCCGGGAUACAAGCUGUUUUAG